Spodoptera litura is the source of this 4593-nucleotide messenger RNA. It is a transcript of the gene Calx, whose product is annotated as sodium/calcium exchanger 3. Gene Ontology annotation, molecular function: calcium:sodium antiporter activity. Gene Ontology annotation, biological process: calcium ion import across plasma membrane; sodium ion transmembrane transport; cell communication. The record is from RefSeq and is a predicted model, not a curated record. Lineage: Eukaryota; Metazoa; Arthropoda; Insecta; Lepidoptera; Noctuidae. Gene Ontology annotation, cellular component: axon; sarcolemma; postsynapse.
CAUACGCGGCAUGCGGCCCGCGCUCGCCGCGAUCGCGGCUUGCUGCGUGGUAGCACGCGCCGAGCCGUCUGCGCGCCUCGCUCCGCGCAACACUACCCCCCACCAUGUCCUCUCAUGUUCGGAUGGACUGGUGCUCCCUGCUUGGCAGCCUCUCGAGGAUGUGCCAACCUAUGAGAUCGCCUUCCGAGGUGUUGUCUACUUUCUUUGCCUCAUGUACCUCUUCAUCGGAGUUUCCAUCGUCUCCGAUAGAUUUAUGGCCGCCAUAGAAGUUAUAACAUCGAGAGAGAAAGAGGUGCGCGUGCGACGCAACGGCAGCGAACAGAUUGUUGUCGUUAGAGUAUGGAAUGAGACCGUCGCUAAUUUAACUUUGAUGGCGUUAGGAUCUAGUGCACCUGAGAUCUUAUUAUCUGUAAUUGAAAUAGCUGGGAAGAAUUUUGAGGCUGGAGACUUAGGGCCCGGUACUAUCGUGGGGUCGGCGGCGUAUAACUUGUUUGUGAUCAUAGCCAUCUGUGUUGUGGUGAUACCAGAUGGCGAAGUUAGAAAGAUAAAACAUCUGAGAGUGUUUCUUGUGACAGCAACGUGGUCCAUCUUCGCGUAUGUGUGGUUGUAUCUCAUACUGGCUGUCAUCUCACCCAAUGAAGUGGAAGUCUGGGAAGGAUUUGUUACUUUUCUCUUCUUUCCGGCGACGGUUUUAACAGCUUACAUUGCUGACCGUCGCUUACUUAUGUAUAAAUAUCUAAAGAAAGGCUACAGAGUGAAUGAAAGAGGAGUAAUUGUGGAAGCUGAAGGCGAUGGCUCCGUCGAAAUGGCUUUGAAACCGGGAGGAGAAGAUUUCUUAUCUGAAGAUGAAGAAGGAAGAGAACAAGAAAAAUCAAGAAGAGAAUAUGUAACAGUACUAAGAGAAUUAAGAAGACAACAUCCUGAAGAAGAUUUAGAAACUGUAGAAAGGAUGGCAUUAGAAACAUUGAUGGCUCGAGGUCCCAAGUCAAGAGCGUUUUAUCGAGUGGCAGCAACUCGUAAAAUGACAGGUGGAGGGGAUUUCUCAAGAAAAAUAUCUGAACGAGCUCAAAGUGAUCUUAGCGAAGUUAAAGCAGAGUUACAGCGGCGAGAGUCUGGCUCCUUAUCCCUUGAGCCUCGUGGUCCCAAUGUCAGAUUUGAUCCAGACCACUACACCGUCAUGGAAAACUGCGGGACAUUUGAAGUGAGAGUUGUAAGAGCAGGGGAUUUGAACGGAGAAGUAACAGUUCAGUAUACCACUGAAGAUGGAACAGCAGAAGCAGGAUCAGACUAUGUCGCAGCCCAAGGAUCUUUGAUCUUCAGGCAUGGGGAGACAGAGAAAACCUUCAGCGUUCAAGUGAUUGAUGAUGACGUUUUUGAGGAAGACGAGCAUUUCUAUGUGCGGCUAACAUCUCCUCGAGGGGCCUGUCUUGCAUCUCCUUCUACGGCUACAGUAGUGAUAUUAGAUGAUGAUCAUUCGGGUGUGUUCUCUUUCCCGCAACGGGACUUUGAGCUGACGGAGUCGGUGGGAACUUACGACUUGAGGGUCGUGAGGACAGCUGGUGCCCGCGGCAAGGUCAGGGUGCCAUACUGGACGGAAGACGGCACCGCCAAGAACGGUGCUCAGUACGAGUCAGCGCAAGGCAGCGUCAUCUUCGAAAACAACGAAACUGAAAAGUUCAUCCCGCUACAUAUAAUUGAAGAGGAUAGUUACGAAAAGGACGUCCUGUUUUAUGUCAACCUCGGCGACCCGGAGCUGCUUGGGGAGGUGUUCGAAACAUUCCUACCAGACGCAUCAGCCUCCGUGGCGGUACAAUUCUCACCCGAUGAUGACAACCCUGUGGCGACUGGAAAUGAAGCCAAUCAUCUAGCAACCCUACCGGAGGAGGAAGCAGUGGUCGCCAUGAUGGGGUUGCCAAGAGCUGGAGAAAUUACUAGAGCGCAGCUCAGGAUUAAAGAGAGCAAGGAGUUUAAAAACACAGUAGACAAAUUAGUUCAAAGAGCGAACGCAUCAAUUAUCAUAGGCACGUCUUCGUGGAAGGAACAGUUUUCAGAAGCGUUAACAGCAAGCUCAGGUUCUGAUGACCCUGACGAGCCACCUUCGUGCUUCGACUACGUGCUGCACAUCGUCACAUUAUUCUGGAAGAUUGUCUUCGCUUUGAUACCACCUACUGAUAUCGGUGGCGGUUACGUCUGUUUCGUGGUUUCGAUCAUUUGCAUCGGUAUAGUGACGGCGGUGAUUGGCGAUGUGGCCUCACACUUUGGGUGUACCCUGGGCAUUAAGGACUCAGUCACAGCUAUUGUGUUUGUUGCCUUGGGAACGAGUAUUCCUGACACCUUCGCGAGCAAGGUAGCUGCGUGUCAAGACAAAUAUGCAGAUGCAUCAGUAGGAAACGUGACAGGAUCCAAUGCAGUCAACGUGUUCCUCGGCAUUGGAGUCGCGUGGACACUGGCUGCUAUUGUCCACUGGAGCAAGGGCGAAAAGUUUUCUAUUGACCCUGGAAACCUAGCCUUCAGCGUAACGAUGUACUGUUCCGAAGCCUGCAUAGCAGUCUUAGUCCUCGUUCUACGAAGACGGAAAAGCAUUGGAGGGGAGCUCGGAGGUCCCAAGGUCAUCAAGAUCAUCACCUCCAUGUUUUUCUUCUCCCUCUGGCUGGUUUACCUCACCAUGUCCAGCUUAGAAGCCUAUGACGUCAUCCCAGGCUUCUAAAUGUCCAAAAUCUGGUAAUAUUAAGUGCUUAUUAGAAUCAGCAAAACCUACAUUGUCGCUUACAACGUUUUGGCUUGAGUUGUACUUCUAAUAUAAACGAAUGUUACAGUCAAUGAUGUCGUAAGUGCCAUUGUGGGUUAUGGUGAAUUUAUUGUAAGAAUAGUCUAAAUAUGUACCGUUAAGCGUGUUCGGAUGGGCGUCACAGCAGCUGAUGGUCAGCGGGUUUAAUACACACAACGAAAUAUACAAUUUUCAAUAUCUCAGUGAUCAAGGAUCUAAUUUUCCAGUCUUCUCUCAGAAAUUAUAGAAUAAUCGACAGUCAUGUGACCUCAUUAUUUUGUAUUUUACUAACAUAACAGGAUAAUUUUAUUAACAUGAAUAGAAUGUUCUGGCUUUCAAGAGCAAUGAAUGAAAUUAUUAAAAUAGUAACAAAAUUUUCCUUACUAAAGUACCAAAAAAGGUUAUGUUCGUACAAUCAGCUGCAUCUGAACUAGCUCUAUGAUCUAUGUGCUCAAAUGUACAGGUUUAGACGUCAAAUGUACUCUUUCUUCCUUCUAGAACCUUCUCUUUCUCUAAUAACCUGAUAAUAAUUAAUAAUUGUAGCCUUACCGGCUGUGGUAUAAAUAGAUAUAUAAAUAGAUUUAUCAAAAAUAAAAACGAAUUCUAUGCAUCAUUUUAGGCGUAUUAUAGUAUUUGCAAGAUUAUUUAAAUGGUAUAAUAAUACGCACGUAUUGGCAGAGAAUUUUGCGUAUCAUUAUAUAAAAUGCGUAUUUUUAUCUGCAGCGUAUCAAUUUUAACAUUUUAUUUGUACAUUAAAACCAAUGCUUUCUUUGUUUGCCAAGGAUAAAGAUAAUUGGGUUUUGUAAUAAAGAUUUACGAUUUAAAUAGAUAUUGUGUUUAUUUUCAUUUGCAACGACCGUGCAAUUUAAUUUGCCUUUCCUUUUUAUUAAAAUGAAAAUAAAAAUUUUAAUACCAAUAUUUUGACAAAAUGAAUACCUACAGUAAUUCACAAAGUAAAUAAGUAAUUGUUAUAAAAUUAAAAUCCGAUAUUUAAUACGCAGAAAUUCUUUACUAAUAUGUGCGUAUCUCUAAUAACAACAUCAUGAUAGGAUUUUUCGUUAUAAUGAAACCGCCAGACGCGCCGUCAUAAUUAACACAGUUAAUUUGAAACGUGACGACGAACAUUUUAAUAAUGCGAGCCAAGAUUUUGUACACACGGGUUUAUUUAGAGCCUGUAGCGAUUAACGAUGUUAGGGAAAUUGGCGAUAGACUCGUUAGCGAUUGGAAUUUGCGAGAGUUUUAAUUAUUGGAGUAUAAUGUUGCAAAUUACAAUCGUUAUAAUAAUUUAUGGAAGCCAAUUUGUUUUUGUACAUAUUUUAUUAGUGGUAGAUUAAUUUUUGUGUGUUUUAGUGUGUUGCCGCUAGAGAAAUAAUGUUUAGGUUUUAUGUAAAUACUUGCAGUCACGUAAAUUCAUACAGGAUUAUUGAAGAGGAUCAUUUUGUCUAAAUUUUAGCCAUGACGUCAUCAACAGAAUCCAUUUUUGGCGGCCAAAUACAACGUCGUCAGGUGUGAAAAAUAUGAAUGUUUUAAUUAUGCCAAUUUCAACUCAAAUUUAACAUUUACAUGGUUCAAAUUUAGACAAGUUUAGUUCUACUGAUUUCAUUCUAGUGUUGAAACCACUCGGCUGUGAUUAAAUCGGUGGUGCCAUUGCAAUUACUGAGUUAUCGAUAUAAAUUUGUCGAUUACCGAUGAAUCGUUAAUUUGGAAAAUGGUUGCGUUUUCAAACAAAAUUGAACUCGAUUUUAUCGAAUCAUGUCAACAGGAGAUAUAAACUUGGUUGGCAAUUGCAGUUGUUUAACGAUGGUAAAUAUUAUUAUGUAUGCAAA